Messenger RNA from Sapajus apella (tufted capuchin), 2991 nucleotides. It is a transcript of the gene CUNH3orf62, whose product is annotated as chromosome unknown C3orf62 homolog. The transcript is spliced from 4 exons. The record is from RefSeq and is a predicted model, not a curated record. NCBI's taxonomy places the organism in Eukaryota, Metazoa, Chordata, Mammalia, Primates, Cebidae. Bases 1971 to 2774 code for a protein of 267 amino acids.
AGCUCCUUUUAUGGGUUCCCUGGCUCUGGAUUAUUGCACAUAGCCAUCCUGAAGAUUGGCAUUGAACAGCUCUAUUUUUUGGAUUAGUUUCCCAAAAUUAUAGUUUAAAACCUUGGUCCCUGACAGCUCCAUUUUUAGCCUUUAGAUCCUUUUUGAGAAGGAACAGAUUAGAAAAGAAGGUGAGUUGUCUUUUGGUGGUUGAGACACACACUGUAAACUAUUUUUAAUUUCAGGGGUUUUGUUUUGGGGAUUUUUGUGUUUAUUUAGUGCAAGCCUAAUAAGCUAGCCUGAUCAAUCCUCUGGAGAGUGCUGGAGUAUUUUCUUUGUUGACUUGGCAGACACUGCAUAUGCGAAGAACAAACUGAAUGGGAAAUGGUAUUACUUUGAUGAUAGCAACGUGUCGUUGGCCUCUGAGGAUCAGAUCGUGACUAAAGCAGCUUAUGUGCUAUUUUACCAGCGUCGGGAUGAUGAAUUUUAUAAGACACCUUCACUCAGCAGUUCUGGUUCCUCUGAUGGAGGGACACGACGAAGCAGCUGUCAGCAGGGCUUGGGGGAUGACGAGGCUUGCAGCAUGGACACCAACUGAUGCUGACUCCACGAUCCUGCCACCCUGCAGCACCAGCGUAAUCCCAGAAGAACAUCUUUGGCACUCUGCAGACUGCUAGUGUUCCGUUUAAAAACCAGAUGAAGAAAUUCCCUUCUUUCAUGAGCAGAAGAAAAAAAAAAAAAAAAAAAAAGACUGUUUGCUUAGAAGAGGCUAUGUCAAGAGGCUGAAUUAUUUUUCUUUUUAAAUAGGUGGUGAGAAAUUUCUGUGAAACCUGUGAAGCUGAGAAGUGGGGUGGGAUGGGGUUACACAAUGGAGUAUGUCUGAUGGAUCCCAAAGAAUGGAGAGGAACACAGGCACUGAGUAUGGAGGAUCCUGGAGACCCACCCCACCUGCAGGGCUGCCCUGAGCUCCUGGAUUUCUGGUUCUGGUGCCGAUACUGGUCACCUAAGUAGUCUGCUCACAGUAACCCAAGCCUCAAGUAAACUCCCCUCUCUCUUUUCUGAAAGUUAGCCACUGAAGCCCAUUUCUCCUUUGAGUCAUCUUGUAAUUUCCAGCUUUCUCCCUGCUAAAGAAAUGAAGAUAUUUAGUGCUGGGGGUCUCCGGCCCCUCAACUUCCUAUGGAACCCAGCAGUUCUGUUGACCCGCGCUAUCCUAGAUGAAUUAAGACAGUUAAAUACUGUGUGGAACUUUUAUUAGAUAACACUUAAAGGAAGUCAGUACAUAAAACUGCCCGGUGCUGUGUUCGUCAGUCGUUUACAUGUUGGCGUGAGAACAGAAACCUUUGUGGGAGCGGUUAGCCCGGAAAGGGCUCCAGUUUAUGCGGAUUUAGAGUAGUAAUACAUUUUGGUGUUACGCAGAUACUUUCCAGCCCAGGCUCUUUCCUCAACCCUGCCAAGACUUCUCCCGGGAUCCCCAGUACGAAAGCCCCGUCCCCACUCCCAGUGGGGGCCCGGCCGCUGCGUGUCGGGCCACCAGACCUUAACCGGAUGUACGGGUCUGGGCUUUUUUGUUUGACCUUUAACCUGACCCGUGGGUGUUCGGGGCCUGCCGGUCUGGGGCGCGCGCGUGCGGUGACCGUUGGCAGGGUCGGCGUCGCAGCGCUGCGGGUGAGAACAAGGACUCGUCUGCCUACCUGUCAGAGGGCGGGCCGCGAGUUGCGGGGUAGGGCUGGCGGCCUGGGAGCCGCGGUGGGGCGGGCUAGGAAGCUGUGGGAGGGGAGGCGGGGCGGGGCAGGGCGUUCAUGGAGCUUCUGGCAGAUCGCGGGUUCCUCCGCGAGAGCAGAGAACCGCCUACUCCAAGAGGAAAGCCGGAGGGUUGUGGGUCCUGCUAUAGCUAGGGCCACGCUCCAGGAAAUCGUGGCCAUUUCGGGGUGGUUUACAGCCUCAUUUGUAACAUCAUUCUUGUGUUGCCCUGUGCAUUUCCAAUGCAUUACAUAAAGACAUGGUCGCUUUUAGGAGAAAUGUCUGAAAAACUAAGAAGAUGCAGAAAGGAACUGACUGCAGCCAUUGACCGGGCCUUUGAAGGAGUCAGUAAUUCCCAGGAGUGCACAGGCCAGCAGAGGCUGGAGCUGGGCCCCGCUCCGCUUUCCUUCUCGCUGCCCGUGCACAGGGUCCUCUGCAGAAGACAUCCUCUGGCAGCAUUCUCCUCUGCUGCUCCUUUUGCUGCUGUCUCCUGUGCUUCUGAGAAUGAGAACCCUGCCUUUGCACCAAACCGUGUCUCGGUAAAUGCAAAACCACACGCUCUGUGCCCUGAGAGAAAACCUCUGACCAGCAAGGAAAAUGUAUUGAUGCAUUCCUCCAUUUUGGCACCUGAGAGUGAGUUUCGGAGAACUGCAGGAGAGGGGACAAACUGGAGAAAAGACAGUUUCAGGAAAGAUAUGGAGAGAGAUUUGAAGGCUGACUCAAACAUGCCACUCAACAAUUCUAACCAAGAGGUCACAGAGGAUCUGCUUGAUAUGAUUGACCAUACAAGCAUCCGAACUAUUGAAGAAUUGGCUGGAAAGAUUGAAUUUGAAAACGAAUUGAACCACGUGUGUGCUCAUUGUCAAGAUUCAUCCUUCAAGGAGGAAGCCUGGGCCCUGCUUGUGGACAAGAGUCCUCAGAAGGCCUCAGAUACUGACCCUGGCAGCCUCAAACAGGCUUUUGAUGAUCAUAAUAUCAUUGAGACUGUUCUGGACUUGGAAGAGGACUACAAUGUGAUGACCUCUUUUAAAUAUCAAAUUGAGUAAGGACAGUUGAUCUAAGCCUUACAGCAGGAGGCAGCUCUUGAGCCUGAGCAGAGGCAGCCACAAUGGCCAUCAAGGGCCACAUUUCUCAAAAAGUUGGCAGAACCUGAAUUACCAGACGGUUUUUAACUCCCAGUUGUGUCCCUUUUUAAGCUGUGAGACCAGUUUUUGAAUGCUAUUUCUUUGAAGUGUUUCCUAUUAUUAUUAUUUUUUUACUUGA